GCUACUGCUGUUGAUUAGCCCAGUCAUGUCCUCAGUCCCAGUAGAAGAGAUAUUAUCCACAAGCUACGGGCCGGUGGAAGAGAAAGAACUGGAAGCUGAAUCAUACGUUGAUAAGCCGGAUGCCAUUUCCUUGCCUCCUAUAAACUCUCCUGAUAUUACUCAAGAUGGUUAUCACCCAAGCCCUAACCACAAGAAAGCUGCCUUGCUGAUAAAAGAAGGCAGAGACAACGAGAAAUUUGAGUCACUGGCUGAUAAAAAGGCAUCAUGGAUAGCAUACAGGAUACUCCACAAUCCCUUCUAUUACUGGUUUGCACUGAUACUAGCUGUAGCUCUUAUGCUAGUAGCAUUCAUUGAGGAGCCAUCAGCUACAUCUGCACAAGAAGAAAAGAAAGAAAAGAGGGAACAAAUUGUUCACUUACUUAUCGAGUUUGCAAUUCUUAUAUUUUUUACUGUUCAGUUAUUCUUGCGUUUCCUAUGGCUGGGACCUAAGCUAUUCUUUAAAGGAAGAUCAACAGUUGCUGCUAUCAUAAUAAUAGUGAUGGUUCUUGAGAUAUUUGUGUUGCUUGCUAAGCCAACUGAAAGUCGGCAUGUGAGGAUUAGUAGAGCUCUGCGACCUUUCUUUCUCCUUGACACUUACCUCAUGUAUGGAGUGAGAAGAGUUGUAAGACAGAUAUUUCAAUGUCUCAAGUACAUUAUUGAUGUAAUGCUGGUCCUUUUCUUUCUUGUUGCAGUUUUUGCUUUAGUUGGAUAUUUUCUCUUUACAAACAUAAAUCCUACUUAUUUCCAUGGUUUAAAAAUAAGCGUGAUUAGUAUGAUUGUGACUCUCACAACAGCAAACCAUCCAGAUGUUUUCAUGGAAGCAUACCUAGAAAGUCCUUUUGCUCCAAUAUUUUUCAUGGUAUACAUGUUUGUGACUUUCUAUUACUUCAACAAUGUCUUACUGGCUGUAUUGUUUGCUAAAUUUAAAACUGCUGAAAAGAAAAAGUAUAAAAAACUUUAUCUACACAAAAGAGAGGCACUGCAUAGAGCAUUUGAUCUCCUGAAGAAUGAUAAUAACAAUAUCACAUUUGCUGAUUUCUUUUUAUUUAUGAAGAAGUAUAAUCCUAGAAUUUGUAAGCCACUAGACUAA
Molecule: messenger RNA, 1129 nt
Organism: Amphimedon queenslandica
Lineage: Eukaryota; Metazoa; Porifera; Demospongiae; Haplosclerida; Niphatidae
Product: two pore calcium channel protein 1-like
Exons: 10
Coding region: 26-1129 (367 amino acids)
Biological process (GO): monoatomic ion transport; transmembrane transport
Cellular component (GO): endosome membrane; lysosomal membrane
Molecular function (GO): voltage-gated channel activity; monoatomic ion channel activity
Source: RefSeq, a predicted model, not a curated record